Molecule: messenger RNA, 9057 nt
Organism: Syngnathus typhle (broad-nosed pipefish)
Lineage: Eukaryota; Metazoa; Chordata; Actinopteri; Syngnathiformes; Syngnathidae
Gene: fer1l6
Product: fer-1 like family member 6
Exons: 48
Coding region: 300-5894 (1864 amino acids)
Biological process (GO): plasma membrane organization
Cellular component (GO): membrane
Source: RefSeq, a predicted model, not a curated record
UUUAUGCAUAUACACAAUAUUUUUACACAAUAUAAUGUGUGUGAUGCAAGUCAUGUGAGUCACCCAAGAUGGUGGUGGGCAGGUCCAGGUGAGUUAAAAUCACAAUUUAAUAACACUAAAUGUUUUGUUUGGCACGAGGAGGAGGUUUGACCAACGCACUGGGUGUAAAUAUAAAAGUUCUAAGGUCACUGAGGUGUAGAGAAGUUGGAAGCAUAUCCACCUCUGUAUUUCUUUUUGUCGUCUAUGGUGACCAAAAGAAAUGGAUUAAUGAAACUUUCCUUAGCUUGGUAUAAAGCAAAAUGGACACUACAGAGAGUCCUGCAACACAACGACGAAAGGCGAAGCUGAUGUUUGGACUUAAAGGGAAGAAAAAGAAGAAGGCCCGAUCUGACUUGGUGCUGGCAAACAAGGCAGCUCUGGACAGUGAAGGGGAGGUCAGUUCGGAAGCAUCUCAGUUGUUGGAGGAAAAAAGCGAUGAGGAUCAACAUGGAGCCAUCAGAACCAGAUUUAUGCCCAACACAAAAAGGUCCAAACUCAAAACACGUAUUCAGGACAGUGAAGAGAAGCCACAGAGCUUCCAGAUUGCUAUUAACAUCACGGAGGCCAAGCAGCUUGUGGGUGAAAACAUCGACCCUAGUGUUAUAAUUGAGAUUGGCGACGAAAAGAAACAGACAACAGUCAAAGAGGGAACCAACACUCCUUUUUACAAUGAGUAUUUUGUAUUUGACUUCUUUGCCCACAAAGAGAUCUUCUUUGACAAAGUCAUCAGGCUGACGGUGAUGCAUUCCAAGAUGCUUAGGAGUUUCUGCAUCGGCUCAUUUAAGCUGGAUGUGUGGACAGUCUACAAACAACCAGGUCACCAAUUCAUCAACAAGUGGGCAAUGCUGACAGUCCCCGGUGACAUUAGCACGGGUUGCAAAGGUUACGUCAAGUGUGACGUUAGUGUCUCGGCAAAGGGAGAUGCCAUGCAACCCGGGAUUAAAGCCAGUGAUUCCGAGGAGCAAAUAGAAAAAAACCUCUUGAUACCAGAAGGAUUCACAUCGGAACGACCCUGGGCUCGUUUUUCUGUGAGGGUGUAUCGAGCCGAAGGUCUUCCUCGCAACAACUCAAGUAUCAUGGCCAAUGUCACCAAGGCUUUUAUUGGAGACAACACAGCGCUCAUUGACCCGUUUGUUGUUGUUAGCUUCUUCAAACAAAUGGGUCGCACCACCACACAGAAGUCCAAUGCAGAUCCAGUGUGGAAUGAACAGAUCGUCUUCACUGAGAUGUUUCCUCCUCUGUGCCAGAGGAUGAAGAUCCAGGUUUGGGAUGAAGGAAGCGUGAGUGACGUUGCCAUAGGAACCCAUUACUUUGACCUGAGGCGAAUCUCCAACGAGCAAGAUGGCGACAGAGGCUUUUUACCAACUUUUGGUCCCGCAUGGAUAAACUUGUAUGGCUCCGUCAGGAACUCUCUGGGUGAUGACACUGCCGAGCUUAACGAGGGCAUUGGACAGGGUGUCGCUUAUAGGGGACGUGUCUUUGUCGAGCUGACGGUGGAGAUCCUAUCAGGCGGUAUGGGCCCAGAGUCCAAAGUUGCUCGGAUGGUGAAACCUGUAAGGGAUGCAAAGGCGGUAAAGGCUGGAGGGAAGGACAGUAAGACCCCAGCAGGUGGAGGAGUAGGAGGGGGAGUAUCUGGAGGAGGUGCAGGCGAUGACGACAAAGGGAAAGCAGCGGCGGAGGUUCUUCCUGUGGAAUGUCCAACGACAAUCGAUUCUGAGAACAAAGAGCAUUUCUUGCUCUUCGGGGCCUUAUUUGAAGCCACCAUGAUUGACAGAAAGAUUGGAGACAAGCCUGUAACUUUUGAGUUCUCACUGGGUAAUUGCGGUAACAUACAAGAGCCUGUGAGCCAGCCCGGUCUGACUGCCCCAAGUCCUACCCUCAGCCGCAGGAGACAGCCACUGGACCUUCCAGAUAGGACCUCUCCUUCCUCCCCACUGUUACCCAGAGAAUCUCAAGACCCCAGCAGGAUCCCUAAGUCCACCACAUGUCCCCAGAAACCGCUCCCUGUCGAAGGAAACAGGUACUAUAUGCAUUUGCCUCUGGAGAAACAGAAGCCGUGCAUCAAUGUGUUGAGUCAAUGGGAGGACAGAACGUAUCGGCUAUACAACUCCAACAUGCUGGAGAACAUAGCAGCCUUGUUUGAGGAAGGAGUGACCGAGGCAGCUGAACUCCACAGGAAAUCGUAUCCCGGGGCCGAGCAGACACUAAAAACAACCGUCAAAGAUUUUUGCAUAGAUGCCAGGCGCUUCAUAGCAGCAGCAGAGGCCGAGUUGAAGGCUCAGUUAAAGUCCAAUUACCUGACGCAGCUGGACAAGAAACGCCUCUCGAUGUGCAAACAAGAACUGGAAAGUAUGGUUGGAGAUGCUCAGUCUCUAGUAGAGAGGAAGAGGAAGUCAGGCAGCAUGAAAGAAGUACUCCAGGAUGCAACAAAACUCACACAGAAACUACGCUUCCUAGUGGAGGAGCCUCAACACACCGUUCCAGACAUCUUUGUGUGGUUGUUGAGCAACAACAAACGCGUCGCACACGCUCGGCUCCCGGCCAGAGAUGUCGUCUUCUGCAGCAAUCGGGAAGCUCGAGGAGUUCACUGUGGAAAGAUAAUAACGCUCUUCCUCAAGCCGCCAGGGAAACGUGUGACUGGUUUUUCAGUGCAAGCCAAAGUAGAUGUGUAUUUGUGGUUUGGAUCUUGCGUGGACUCUGUUCACAUGCUGGAUGAGCUGCCAAAAGGCUUCAACGCUGUCACCGGGGGCGUUGACACUAACAGUCCCCCAACUCACCUGACAUGUACAGAGCAGCAUCAGUUCCAGUUAAGGUGUCACAUGUAUCAAGCGCGCGGGUUGAUUGCAGCCGACAACUCGGGCCUUUCUGACCCCUUUGCUCGGGUCACUUACCUGUCACAUAGCCAGACCACCAAUGUGAUCAAUCAGACUCUCAGCCCCACCUGGAAUCAGUGCUUGCAGAUGAGUCACAUCGUGCUCAGUGGAGAUCUUCAAUACAUCCAGCAGGAACCCCCGAGACUCGUCGUUGAAGUGUAUGAUGACGACGCCCUGGGCAAGGCGGAGUAUUUAGGGUCCACAGUGACUUUGCCUGAGGUCCGCCUUUUCUCGGAAUCCUACACGCCACCUACGCUGCAAUACAGCCCGCUCCACUUUGCCAGCCAAUCAGGAGGAGAGCUUCUGGCCGCCUUCGAACUGGUGCAGAUUGCCAUGUCUGGAGAGCUGAGUCUGCCUCCCUUAAAGGAACAGGAAGGCGGCAUCUACGAGGUGCCUGAAAACAUUAGACCUGUUCUUAGUACAUACAGACUAGAGGUGUUAUUUUGGGGUCUACGAGAGCUUAAGAAGGUUCAGUUACUGUCUGUUGAUCGCCCUCAGGUGUUCAUAGAAUGUGCUGGAAAAACAUUGCGUUCUUCUGUUAUUCAACGAUACAAGUCCAACCCCAACUUCACCACCCUGGUUGACAUCAUUGAGCUGGAGUUACCGGAGAACGAGCACCUCCACCCGCCGCUCAGCAUCACCGUUGUCGACUGGAGGGCUUUUGGUCGCAGCACGCUGGUUGGAAACCACGUCAUCAACAACCUGAUGACCUUUAAAUAUAUUGCUCCCCAAGCCCCACCUGCCUCCGCACAAAUGCACGCACCACCUGCAGUCAUGUUCACCCCAGAACCACAAAAAGCUGAGGAAUCUUUGCAGGAUGUUCCAGGGACUAGUUCCACAGUUGCGUCUACAACUCCCGACGUUCUUAUCACAGUUGAGGAGCCGACCCCCGAAAAGACAGAAAAGGCAGAACCCAGAAGGAAAAAGGAGGGCCACAAAAAGAGCACCCAUCGAUCCUCCAAGCGCAGAAGGCGGACCAUCGCAGACGAGUCAGCAGAGUGUGUCAUUGACUGGUGGUCCAAAUAUUAUGCGUCUGUAGAGAAACAGACCAAACAAACAGAAGGAUCGCCGUUCCCACAAAUCUUUGAAAAAACCUUGCCGUACCACACCUUGCUCAGCGAUGGAAUAGACUCUUUAGUGAACAGCUCAUCGGAUGGUAACAAGAAAAAGAAACAAAAGGGAAAAGGAACAUCAGAGCAAAACCUAAACUCUAGUCUCAGUCUGCCUACCAAACUGGCCACGCUGCAGCUUUACAGCAAGGAGCUGGAGGUAGAGUUCGGACCCUUUGACGACUGGGUCAACACAUACGAACUGUUCCGCGGAAAGGCCAGUGAGGAAGAGGGGUCGACAGAGGAGAGGUUCGUUGGCAAGUUCAAGGGGCGCUUCUGCUUGUAUAAGCUCACUGAAGAUGAGGAAGGCGAGUGGGAGGAAGACGAUGGACAUCUCAGAGUCAACAGAGGGAUUCCGCAGAACACCCCAGUUCAAGUCCUCAUUCGUGUUUACGUUGUCUCUGCAUCAAAUCUGCACCCGGCCGACCCGGACGGAAAGGCAGACCCUUACGUCGUCGUUCAACUUGGCAAGAAUGAAAUCAAAGACCGUGACAACUACAUCCCUAAACAACUGAACCCCGUCUUUGGAAGAUCAUUUGAGAUGCAGGCGACGUUUCCUCAGGAGUCUCUGCUGUCGGUGCUCAUCUAUGACUAUGACUUGGUGGGAGGGGAUGACCUGAUAGGGGAGACCCGGAUCGACUUGGAGAACCGCUUCUACAGUCGACACAGAGCCACCUGCGGACUUCCAACUGAGUACAGUCUCGAAGGUUACAACGCCUGGAGAGACUGUCUGAAACCAUCCGAGCUGCUGUCAAAGCUGUGCAGAGAAAACAACGUGGACGGCCCUCACUUCAGACCAGGACGCGUCAUCGUGGCUGACCAAGUCUUCACCGGCAAGACGCUCUUCAUGCAUGAAGACGAAGAACCGGUAGAGUCCUAUGAGCACUUGUCUCUGAAGAUUCUGCACCGUUGGGCCGAGAUCCCGACCGUCGGGUGCAAGCUGGUACCGGAACACAUUGAGACCAGAACGCUGUUUCACAAGGCUCGGCCCGGAAUGGAUCAGGGUCAGGUCCAGAUGUGGGUGGACAUUUUUCCCAUGGACCUGCCUCAUCCUGGUCCCCCAGUGGAUAUUUCCCCUCGCAAACCCAAGGGGUAUGAGCUGCGCGUCAUCAUCUGGAACACGGAGGAUGUCAUUCUGGAGGACAGCAACUUUCUGACUGGUCAGAAGUCCAGCGAUAUUUAUAUCAAAGGUUGGCUGAAAGGUUUGGAGGACGACCGCCAGGAGACUGACGUCCAUUACAAUUCUCUGACAGGGGAAGGAAAUUUCAACUGGCGUUUUGUUUUCCCCUUCAGCUACUUGCCGGCUGAGAAGGUUUUGGUGGUGAAGAAGCGAGACAACAUCUUCUCCCUUGACAAAACUGAACAGAAGCUGCCCGCUAUCCUAAGUCUCCAGGUGUGGGAUUUUGAAACGCUCUCUUCCGACGACUUCCUCGGCACGGUGGAGUUAGACCUCCACGGUUUUCCGCGCGGAGCAAAAACAGCCAAAUCGUGUAAAAUGGACAUCUUCACGGAUGGGACAGAGAGGAUCUCCAUCUUCCAACAGAAGAGGUCCAGAGGCUGGUGGCCUUUCAACAAGUCUGGAGAAUUGACGGGGAAAGUGGAGGCAGAGUUUCACCUUGUGACAUUUGAAGAGGCUGAGAAGAACCCGGUGGGGCGAGCCCGCAAGGAACCAGAACCGCUGCCCAAACCCAACCGUCCCGACACCUCCUUUUCAUGGUUCGUCAACCCCUUCAAGUGUUUCUUCCACCUGGUGUGGCGGAACUAUAAGAAGUACAUCAUCAUCGCUUUGCUGCUGCUCAUCACAGUGCUCUUCCUGGUCCUGUUGUUCUACACACUACCUGGCGCCAUAUCCCAAAAGAUAGUCAAUGGGUAAUGUACACGCGGCAAAUGAAAAUGGCUUUAAACUUUAAAUUUAACUGAAGAUCACAUUCAUAGAAAUUUAUUGCCCCCUACAUGCGCACAGAGAAAAAAAAAUAGCAGGUUUUUGAAAAUCCACUUUUAUUUAAAUUAUGUAUUAAUGUUUUUAUUGUUAGAAUAAAAUGUUUACUAUUUGUGGGGGUAAACACUUUGUCUUUUCCGUUAUCACAAAAGAUCAUAAUUAAUCAAGAAAUAUUUUGACAAAAAACACAUGCAAGUUUCUUGUACACAGUACAUUUUAAUCGGAACAAGUCCACGUCAUACACAAAACAGCUAAUAUGUUAAACCUAUACACAGGAGGGUUGGUUUUCAGAACAUUUAAUCCAUUUUGUUUAAUCUACUUUACAGUCAGUGUGUGCAGCAGAUAACUGAAGUUCGACAUGCUCGCUAAAGCACAGGUGUCAAACUCAAAUAAAUAAAUUGAAAAGUAUUGAAAAAAAAAACGGUUUUAACAAAAAACACAACAUUAAUUAUUGACGUUUUAAAUUCAACUCUAACGCCCAUCCCGAGACCAGUUCUCUUUUUGAAGAUUUGUAUUCAGUGCAACAGGAUACAAAUGGCAUUCAGAGUCUAAACUACACAUAGUGAAGCGGUGUCAUUGCUCAGCAAACAACGGUAGCUCGGCCUUGAUUCUCACGUGUUGACGUUAGCGUCCGUCAGAGACGUGCUCUGCUGCAAUAUGUUAACCUGCAGGUAAGAGGCCAAUGAAUGCUUCGACGGGAUCAACUAGUGCUGAUCGACCUGCGUGGCCAUAUUAGGGCCCCUCGGGCAACGGUGGGAGGACGACGACGGGGCGACGAAUGGGAAGUUUUGUGACUGCGAAGUUUGUGACUACGUUAUUGCGAGGACUGGAAGUGGGUGCUGAAAAGAGAACACAAAGAUUAUAGAAGUUGAACUUUCUGGAUUAACCUAAAAUGCAGUUACCUUUACAGAUGAAUAUAAUUAGGCUUUGCACAUAAGUUGAGUUUGAUGUGGCCUAUAUGACAGAUCUGUCCGCUCAUUCGUAUCGAAACAGUUCUCAUCGCCAAAAUGUACGUAACUAGAGGCAAAAAUUUGUGCGGAAUCUGGUUUCCACAUGGAACAUAUUGGAGAAGAUACUCGGGAAAGUUAACUGCAUGGGGCAACGAGUUCCCCUUUUCCCCGAUGUCAGCUGGAAUAGGCUCCAGCACCCCCACUCCUCACCCCACUUGUAGAAAAGCUCUAAAUCCAUCUUACCACAAGAUACUUUGUGUUGCUGAGGACUACUGACAGGGAAACCAUCCUGGGAAAGAGCCACUGGGCCACCUUGAGUCUGGAAAUGAGCACAUUCUUCAUGGGAAGGAGGCAAGUAUGCAGGAUGCACACUUGUACUGGGGGGGGUGUAAUCACCACCCACCUGAACCUGGUUGAGACAAGCCUGCAGUUUCCGCUUUGCCCUCCAUUUGGCCACCCUCAGUCUGGUCUUUUCUCGCCGCUCCCGUACCUAAAGGUGAAGAAUCACCUCAGUGAUUCCCAACCGCAUGUUGCAGAAGUCUCAUGGUAUUUCACUCACCAGAUCGGCCAGCAGAGGCUGAGGCAGUGUUUUUUCCAGCUCUCGCCGUCGAUUGAGACUUCGCCGCCGUAGCUCGUUGCGCCGCAGUUUGUACUCUUCGUACAAACUUAAGUCCCGCACCAUCUGCCGUGGAGCACCCGGUGGCAGCGGGGCAUUGGCGGGAAAAGCUGUCUGAGGCAUGGCAACUAGAAGAUGCCCAAAUAUGACGUGUCAACAAGGAAGUGACAUGCUAUCUUACAGAAGGUACUCACAGGAAGAGCUUGGUCCAGCUGAGCUGAAACCCGAGGAACAUUUUCUCUGGCCGGCCUGAAGUCCUGACCAAUGCGUGCCAGACAUCGGAACCUGAAGACAAGAACAACACUGACACUGAACUAUAACAUCGCAACAGCAAAGACCUUAAGAUGGCCAGGGUUGACCUCUCAACUUGUGGUGGCCCAUGAGGGGAUGGAGGGCUGGUGGCAGAAUGCUGGCCAGCGUCAGAAGUUGUGAAAGGAGGCAGGGUCACUGCAGCAUCAGUGGCAUCCAAGCUUGGAUGCACGGUGACAUUCCAGCUGCCCUCCUGACCUCCACCGCCUGUGCUCAGAGGAACAUCUUGGUCCAUGUGACAGAGCAGAGCUGCACACACACAAACUGAUGUUCAAAAUGCCACUCAAGGUAGGAUUGUGCUGAUGCUGACUCAAAGAUCUGCCUAACCGGAACUCUCCAGGCAUUCUGUGCUCAUGGGGAGCGAGACCGCCAACACACAGUCGGUCGGUUCAGAACUAACCACUUGCACGUCUGGUUGACUGCAUGAUCUGAUGUAACGCUGAUUCAUGCACUGUGGAGAUUCUGUGAGCAAAAAAAUAAAGGGAUAAGGGAUUAAUUAAGCCAUGAGUUAAUUUACUUUUGUUUUUUGUAGCAGCCCUACUGCAUACGUGGUGUUGUGGGAUUUAUGCAUAGAAGAUUUAUUUUUGUUUCCUUAACAGGUCCUUUUUAAUCCGUAUUAGGUCCUCGAAGGAUUUACCUCUGUUGCUUGAUGGCAGAUCAUCAGCUGUGGAUGUCUGAGAGGAGCACGAAGGUGAAGCUCCUGCAGAGGAGCCACCUGCCUGUGCCGAAGUGCAUUUGGGCUGAUAGCUUCGUACCAGCGAGGUGCUGGAAGCUCGGUGUUGCAGCUCCUCCUCAACGCCCUGCCUCGUCAACACGUCGCGCUUCAUGAGUGCCAGCUGUGCCUUCAGCUCCUCAAAUUUCACUCCCACUACCUUCAGCAUCUCGGCCAAGACUGUCUCCACGGCUCCGUUCACCGCCUGCUCCACCACGGUGCCCAUCUGGCCUCGUAUCAGAGAGACGGCAAUGCUGACAUCCAUCUCAGCACACCGUUGAAUUUGACCUGGAGAGACAGGUUUAUCUUGGUAAACUCUGGUACUCCUACCUGCACAUAACUCGCAGCAAAAGACACUGAAUUAUAAAUUACAAUUAACCUAUACUAAUGUAUACAAUCCAAUGCAUUCAGUGGGCUGCAAAAACGUCUACACAACAAAAAAAACAACCCAUUAUUAUUGCAAGCAAUCAAUCAAUCAAUCAAUAAAAAACGGCCUACAUGUCUACUCGA